AUGUCCGCCCUAAAGGCGCAAGGCCUUCCGCCAGCCGCGGCCCGAGCAAGACUGGCCAGGCUUCCGGCCUUGCUCGUAGCGGCCCUCGCCUUGCUUUGCACCCCGCGCAUCCGGGCGGCCGUAGAGUGCGCCGAAGACCUGAUCUACGAGUCCCGUGAUGACGUACCCCUGCGCUUUCGGUGGGACCCGGCCGACGUGUUCCAAGACAAGGAGGAGUUCGACGUCGCCGUGGCCGCCGCGGAGGCCGCCAUCCCGGAGAUUGGGGCCUGGAAGGGAAGGCUGGGGAGCAGCACCGAGGACCUCGUCUCGGCACUGAACGCCUCAUACGAGCUGAGCCGCAGCGUAGGAGAAAUUUACUUUUUCGCGAAAAUUCAGCUCGACGUGAACUCGACCGACCCGGGAGCUGCCGCCAUGGUUGGCGUGGCGUCGUCCCUGGCUGCGCGAGCGGACGAGGCAUCGUCGUUCGUUGGGCCGGAGAUCGCGGCCCUGCCCAGGGCAAGGCUUGAUGCACUCCUGGAGGAGCCGUCGAUGGCGCCCUACAGACACGUCAUCGAAAACGUGAACAGGACCAAGGCGCACAUCCGGUCACCCGAGGUGGAGCUGGUGCUGGCGGGGGCGUCGCAGCUCGCGAGAGGCCCGCAGGACAUAUCCAACCACCUGCUGAACAGCGACAUCGUCUGGCCCACCGUUGUUGGUACAAACGGGGAGGACGUGCAGGUGACGCCGGCCACAUACGGCCGCAUCUCCAGGAGCCCGGACCGCGAGUUCCGAAGGGUCGGACGCGCUGCUCUUCUUCGGACCUACGAGGCUUUUGGCAACACACUAUCGGCCUCCCUGGCGACUCAUGUGCAGGGCCAGGCGUGGGUGAGCAGAGUGACGAGGUACAACUCCAGUCUGGAGCGUGCGCUGGACGGGGCGAACGUGCCCGUGCGGGUGGUGCGGUCGCUGGUGGACGCCGUGCACGGCAACUUUGGCGCCGUCCACAACUACACGGCGCUGCGGAAGAGGGCCCUGGGCGUCGAGACGCUGUACGCUCACGACAGUGCCGUGGACCUGGUGCCCAACGAUGACAAGAGGUACUGCUUCGAGGACGCCUGGACCAUGGCCAUGGCAUUCUGGAGGGAGGUUUUCGGCGAAGAGUAUGCGUCAGUCGCCGAGACAGCAUUUGCCAAUCGAUGGAUAGACGUCUUCCCCAACACGGGGAAACGGGGCGGGGCGUAUGCAUGGGUUGCGUACGGAAAUCACCCCUACAUGCUGCUCAACUGGGCAGGCACGUUCGGUGACGUGGCCACGCUGGUUCACGAAAUGGGGCACGUGGUUCACAUGAAUCUCACGCACACCAAUCAGCCCUUCCACUAUUCGAGCCCUUCCGUGUUUGUGCAGGAAGUGGCUUCCGUAACAAGCGAGAACCUUUUCAUAGACUGGGCCAUAGGACGCAGCGAAGACCCGAAGGAGAGGGCGGUGAUGCUGAACGCGGCGGUUCGGCUUGCUGAAGGCGCGUUCAUAACUCAGACUCUUUUCCACGAAUUCGAGGAGGCGAUCUACAGCGAUGCAGAAAACGGCCGCCCACUGACAAAGGAGACAAUGGGCGCCGCAUUCCUGGACCUCAUCACUGCCUAUUACGGGCCCGACAUUACGUUCAACGCCAGUGACAGCGUCACUUUCCUCCGCGUCCCGCACUUCUACUUCAACUACUACGUCUGGGUGUAUGCCACCAGCUACGCGGCGGGGGAAGCCAUUGCCUCACGCUUUCGCAGCGGCGAUCAGGGAGUGGUGGAUGAUUUCCUUUCGAUGCUGAAACUGGGCAGCAGCGUAUAUCCCUUGGAUGUUGUGCGGGCGGCCGGUGUGGACUUGCUGGAUCCGUCCGUGGUUGGGGCGGUCAUGUCGCGCUUUCAGAACCUGACGGAGAGCCUGGAGAUGGAGCUGGAUAUGGUAAGCGAUGGCAAAAGUGUGGUGACGGCCGGCGCUGAUGCUGAGGGCACGGCCUCGAUGGCGGUGCCUUUGUUGUUGCUGUUGGCUCUGCCGUUCAUCACAUAUCUGUAA
Messenger RNA from Ostreobium quekettii, 2043 nucleotides. The record is from the annotation of a GenBank genome assembly. NCBI's taxonomy places the organism in Eukaryota, Viridiplantae, Chlorophyta, Ulvophyceae, Bryopsidales, Ostreobiaceae.